Rangifer tarandus platyrhynchus (Svalbard reindeer) is the source of this 882-nucleotide messenger RNA. The record is from the annotation of a GenBank genome assembly. Lineage: Eukaryota; Metazoa; Chordata; Mammalia; Artiodactyla; Cervidae.
AUGCAAUUCAGUUUGGAUCUCUUAGAGCGGUGUGAACCUUGUGCACGUUCCUCCGAUAGCAUUUUAUCCCCGCGUGCUCUUCUGGGGCGCGCGUUCUCCGGCGACCUGGCUACCCCAGCGGUGGCCGUCAGGGCAGUGGCCUGGCUGCUUCUCUGGGAGGCGGCUGGGUUCACCUGCUCGCCAGCCACAACAUUCAACAACACCCGCGUCGUCGCCGGUAUAAGGGCCACUUGUUCUGAAAUUAUUUUGAGACAAGAAGUUUUGAAAGAUGGUUUCCACAGAGACCUGUUAACAAAAGUGAAAUUUGGAGAAAGCAUUGAGGACUUACAGACCUGUCGACUCUUAAUUAAACAGUACAUCCCAACAGGACUUUUUGUGGAUCCAUAUGAGUUGGCUUCAUUACGAGAGAGAAACAUAACAGAGGCAGUGAUGGUUUCAGAAAAUUUUAAUAUAGAGGCUCCCAACUAUUUGUCCAAGGAAUCUGAAGUUCUCAUUUAUGCUAGACAAGAUUCACAGUGCAUUGAUUGUUUCCAGGCUUUUUUGCCUGUGCACUAUCGCUAUCAUCGGCCACAUAGUAAAGAUGGAGAAACGUUUAUUGUGGUCCAUAACCCUGACUUAUUGAUGUAUUGUGACCAAGAGUUUCCAGUCUUGAAGUGCUGGGCUCAGUCAAAGGUGACAGCUCCUUGUGCUUUGAACAGUAAGGAUAUCUGCCAAUGGAACAAUAUGAAAUAUAAAUCAGUAUACAAGAAUUUGACUCUACAAGUUCCAGUGGGACUGACCAUACAUACCUUUUUAGUAUGUUCUGUGACUCUGCUCAUUACCAUCCUGUGUUCUACUUUGAUCCUUGUGGCUGUUUUCAAAUAUGGCCAUUUUUCCCUAUGA